Messenger RNA from Ceraceosorus bombacis, 2963 nucleotides. NCBI's taxonomy places the organism in Eukaryota, Fungi, Basidiomycota, Exobasidiomycetes, Ceraceosorales, Ceraceosoraceae. The record is from the annotation of a GenBank genome assembly.
AUGGCGGUGCUCUCGCGCUUUCAGCCGCAGUAUGAAGCGGCCAAGAUGGAAGCUGCAAACUACGCGAUUCAGGGAGCGAUGAAAUAUCGGGAGAACCAUGCGCUGAUUCAAAGGAUCCUACAGAUUGGCUACGGCUCCUUCAUCUUGAUAGGCACUUGGAAGAGCCUGAAUCCCAAGCCAAAAAAGAAGGACAGAGAUGCUGGCAAAAAGGUGGCGGCUGCUUCGGCUGCUGGAGCUAGCUCGGCUGCAACAGAUGGAAGAAAAGAAGGCACGCAGCUAGAGAAGCAAACCAGAGAGGUCGAAGAGGCCGACGAGAGUGGUGGGAAACGAGGCAGAAAGGGGAAGAAGGGAAGAGGACCAAAGGUUGAGGUGGACGCCCUCUUCUUUGCUAGACUCAAAAAGGUGAGUCGAGGCUAAAGCGGUCGUGCAGCAGGACCAGUAGGCGACGGUGGUGCUUGAGGACGGCACAUGGAGAAGGCUCUGGUCAUUUGAUCGUCCUUGCCACCACUACCAACAACUCUGACUGACUUGGUGCCCUUUCUUUCUACAGCUGCUUAGGAUCGUGAUCCCGGGACUGCGGUCAAAGGAGUCUUUCCUGCUUUUGAGCCACACCAUCUUCCUGGUCCUCCGAACCAUGUUGUCUCUAUACGUCGCAGACCUCGAUGGCCGCAUCGUCUCCGCUUUGGUACGAGGUCAGACCAGACAGUUUAUCACAGGCAUCAUCUGGUGGAUGGCAGUCGCAGUUCCUGCUACCUACACAAACGCCAUGAUCGAGUUUCUGCAAUCACGGAUUGCGUUGGCAUAUAGGUCCAGACUUACUCAAAAGGUGCAUGACAUGUAUCUGUCAGAUGCCACAUACUACAAGCUUGGCAACUUGGACGUGAGUACAAGCCAAUCAAUCACUGAAGGGCCGAUCUGAAAGCUUAUCAGACCACCCUUCCAUUUUGCCAAUGCCCUGCCUUACUAGGAUCGCGUCCGAAACGCUGAUCAGCUCAUCGCUGUUGACAUCGCCAAAUUCUCGGCUAGUCUUGCGGAAUGCUACAGCAAUGUGUCAAGUGAGUUGGAGUCUUUCCUCGCAGCACUUUUGGAGACGCUCAUUCCUUCACCUUUCCUUUGCCCUCUCCAGAGCCUAUUCUGGACGUCCUCCUCUACAACUUUCAGCUGUCUCAGAAUGUCGGUGCCGAGGGAUUGAUCUUCAUCAACUUCCUCGUGCAGGGCAGCGCAGCUUUGCUUCGUGCGCUCACCCCACCUUUCGGACAGUACGCCGCUGAAGGUCAGAGGUUGGAAGGCGAGUUCAGAUGGACACAUUCUCGUCUCAUUGAGAAUAGCGAAGAGAUUGCAUUCUACAGAGGCCAGGCGACGGAGAAGGGCGCGAUUGAGAGAGCGUACUUUAGCUUGAUCAAGCAUGUCAACCGAGUCUAUCGCAUCAGGAUUGGUCACGGCAUGGUGGAGGAAGGCAUCAUCAAAUGGUUCUGGGGUGCUUUGGGUGUAAGUCUCAUGGACGACCGAACUUUGCACCCUGCUUUCUUGGCACUGACCAAUCCUGACAUUCCGUAUGCCUUCCAGCUUGUCAUCUGCGCGAUCCCAGCUUUUGUCAAAAUCCCAGGGGCCAAGGCAGGCGACUUGGGCUCGCGAACGGAAGCCUUUGUCACGAACCGCAGACUGUUGCUGUCCAGCAGUGAUGCAUUUGGUCGAGUCAUGUACUCGUACAAGGAAGUUGCCGAGCUUGCGGGAUAUACUGCUCGCGUAUCCGAGCUGCUGGGCACAAUGGAGGACGUGAAGGCGGGCAAGUUCGACAAGAAGCUGGUCUCAAGCGCCAGCGAUCCAGAGGUGGCACAGCUCCUGAAGACAAGAGGGAAGAUCGUCGAGUCUGAAGACAUCAUCUUCGAGAAUGUGCCGAUCGUGACACCAGCUGGUGAAGUCCUGAUCAAGGCCAUGUCCUUCCACGUCUCGCCCGGCAUGCCGACUCUGAUUCUUGGCCCGAAUGGUAAGUACAGUUAGGGUUGCCAUCCCCUACAAUCGCGGCUGUUCUGACACGGCAAGCGCUGCCCUACGCAUCAGGCUGCGGCAAGAGUUCCCUCUUCCGACUACUCGGUGAACUCUGGCCAUGUCUGGGUGGAACCAUCCACAAGCCCAAACCAGCAGAUAUUUUCUACGUUCCGCAGAGGCCUUAUACCUCGCUGGGAACAUUACGAGAUCAGAUUAUCUACCCACUCACAGCGACAGAGAUGAGAGCAAGGGGCGUUGCAGAUGAGGCAUUACUGGAUCUGCUCCGCGUCGUCGAGCUCGAAGACAUUGUCGGAAGGUUUGAUGAAGGAUUUGAUGCGCAAACCGACUGGAGCUCGAGUUUGAGUGGAGGAGACAAGCAAAGAUUAGCGUUGGCUAGGUUGUACUUCCACAAGCCUAAGUUCGCUGGUGAGUCUCGUCCAACGAGGUAAAUACUUAUUGCUCGUGCUGAUGCUUUUACUUUCUGCCUUACUCCACAUAGUCUUGGACGAGUGUACUUCGAACAUGAGUCUUGAGCUGGAGAAGAAGCUCUACAGUCAUGCCGCUUCCAUCGGUACCACCGUCUUCUCGGUCUCGCACAGAUCGUCGGUGAGUUCUCGCGUGCUGCUCUCGCAUCUCCAGAUCGUACCUGACGCAUCUGAUCACCCUCUCCAGCUCUGGAGGUAUCACACUCAUUGUCUGGCCUUCACUGGCGAGGGUACAUACACAUUUGGCCCUCUCGAUGCGGAAAAGCGACUGGCCUUGCAGACAGAGAAAGAAGUGAGUCGGCCACUUGUCCGCUUCGAGCAGAGGGGCGCACGCACUGAGCUUCGAUUUAUACUCUGCAGACACUGGAGCACAAGCUAUUGGGCGUGCCGAAGAUGAAGGCGAGACUUGCGGAGCUGCAAGCUGCCCAGAAGGAGCAACACUCCAGACCUUCAUCUCCCGUCAGGGACAAGAGCCAGCGCAAGUUUUAG